Molecule: messenger RNA, 3189 nt
Organism: Cucurbita maxima (winter squash)
Lineage: Eukaryota; Viridiplantae; Streptophyta; Magnoliopsida; Cucurbitales; Cucurbitaceae
Product: WD repeat-containing protein 75
Exons: 16
Coding region: 255-2684 (809 amino acids)
Molecular function (GO): protein binding
Source: RefSeq, a predicted model, not a curated record
UGUUUUGUGUAUGAGGCAGGCGGCUGAAAAUAUCAGGGUUUAACAGAUGGUUUAGGGCUUUGUCGGUAUUUGCGGGAGGAAGCAUCGAGAGGAGGGACUUACCACUCGCUAGGGUUUACCAGAUACUCUAGAGUUUAGGAGGAACCGAGGGAUUUCCUCAUCGCUGGAAGAGGGAUUAUCUCACCACUCGCUAGGUUUUAGGAGGAACCGUGGGAUUCACCACUUACCAUACUUGCAGGUACUCUCUCCGUACAAUGAUUUGCGGCGGGAAGAGCUACGUCUCAGCACCUCCAGCUUUCUCCAAUGACGCCAAGCGGCUUCUUGUCUGCACGGCAAACUCCGUCUCCAUCUUCAGUACCUCCACUGGUUUGCAGAUUACAUCAUUGGAGGGUCACAAGGCCUUGGUGACAUCGGUCACCGUGGUGCCGGCGUCUAGUCAAGCUAGUAAGAUGUUGUGCUUCUGUUGGACCACCUCACUUGAUGGAACUAUUCGCUAUUGGGAUUUCUCGGUGCCGGAGCUCAUGAAGACCGUAGAUAUUCAGCUACCGGUUCAUUCCAUGGUCAUCCCUUCUUUCCUAGGCCAACCGCUGGAGAGGGAUUCAAAAUCCCGUGAUCUUUUUGCUUAUGUAUCAGUUGAAAAUAUAAAAGUGAAGGAUAACAAGCCGGUGCCUACGAGCGCACAAAUCCUUAAGUGUAACUUAACCAAGUCUCGCUUGGCUGCUGGGGUCAUUUUGGCCGAGACUCAACAACCUGAGUAUAUAACUAUUAGCUCGACGGGGAGAUUCUUUGGCAUCUGGAAUAAACGCAAAAUUCAUGUAUGGAAGGUGCCAGAAGUGGAGUCUGAAAGUGUAGGGGCUAAAAGAAUUACUCUGCAUCACACAAAAGACUUGACAGUUCUUGCAUUUCACCCAAUCCAAAGAAUGGUAGCUGCAGGUGAUGUGACCGGGAGAAUUUUAAUAUGGAGGGGAUUUGGUAAUCGGACAUUUUCUGUUUCUGGUACAGAAACUGGCAAAAAAUAUUUUGAGGAUGAAGAUAAACCAGGAGUUAGAGGAAAUGAUGAUGCCGAUUCUUGUUCCACAUGGCACUGGCAUCCUGCUGAAGUGAUUGUUCUAUCUUUCUCCUUUGAUGGGACAUAUCUUUAUUCAGGUGGGAAGGAGGGCGUUCUUGUGGUUUGGCAAAUUGACACAGAGAAGAGAAAGUAUUUGCCACGAAUUGGAUCACCACUAUUGUAUUUUACUGAUUCUCCAGACCCGCUGCUUGCUUCCGUAUCUUGUGCAGACAAUCAAAUUCAUUUGCUGAAAAUGCCCUCUAUGGAAAUCUUGAAGUCCAUCUCUGGGAUCAAGCUUCCUUGUUCUUUUCCGGAUGUUUGUCAAGGCUCUAAUAAUGGAUUUUCCUUCGAUCGAAAUGGUGGUCUAGUUGCCCUUCGUUCAGAGAACUACAGCAUUCAGUUCUACAGUUUAUAUGAUGAUUGUGGAAUUUGUGAGGUUCAAAUUUGUGAGAGGAACCAUCAACCCAGUGAAGAGCUCACUGUUGUAGUGACUGUAGUGGCUCUCUCCCUAGAUGGCUCUUUAAUGAGUACUGCUGAAGUUCGAAGUCCUGAGGAUGGAAUUGGAGGUCUUAUUUGUCUCAAAUUUUGGGAUUCUGAGUUGGAAAACAAAAGGUUUAGUUUGUCAACCGUUGUAUAUGAGCCCCACAGGGAUGCUGGUAUUUCUGCUCUCACUUUCCACCCUAAUCGCCGUAUGGCUGUAAGUACAUCAUAUGGUGGAGAUUUCAAGAUAUGGGUUCGCAAUGAUGGACGUCAGAAAAUUCAGGGAGAGCAAAACUCGAGUUGGAUGUGCCAUUCUGUUGGGUCUUACAAAAAGAAGUCAAUGAAUGCUGCGACAUUUUCUGCCGAUGGCUCUGUUUUGGCCGUUGCUGCAGAAACUGUCAUUACAUUAUGGGACCCCGAGCAGAAUAUCCUCAUUGCUGUUAUUGGAGAGACUCUUACGCCAAUUGUGAAUCUUUCCUUUGCCGGAGACUCUGAGUUUCUUAUAUCUGUGUCACAAGGUUCAAGACCACAACUAUCAGUCUGGAGUAUGACGAAACUGUCAGUAUCUUGGUCAUACAAACUUCAUGUAGAAGCUGUGGCCUGUGCUGUGGAUACUUCUUCUUUUGCUGUUCUUGCCCUUAUCCCCGAAUCUGUACGCUUGCAAUUUAAUGACUCAACCUUUCAAGGGAGAGAUGGAGUGAUAUUGCAUUUUAAUGCCAAUGAUCCUGUUCCCCAGAAUACCUGGUCUGUUAGGAAGGCUCAGGGAGGGGGUCUUGCUUUUCUUCGAUCCAAAAAAUCUUCCAAUAGUUCAGAUGGGAAAUUUGACCAUCCAUGGCUUGUUUAUAUCAAUGGUGACCACGAGUAUACUCUAUUUGACCCAUCUGGCAAAGAAGUACAAGAGCUUAGUUUGACCAAGCAGGGGAGUCAUCACGCCCUUGAAGAAACAGGAGGGAAAUUUGGAUAUCAAGCUAUCUAUGGCGAACUACCAGAAUUUGACUCAAAGGUGGAUCAGACCUUGUCUGCCCCAUCUGUUCCAUCACAGAGGCCUUGGGAGACCAUCUUUAGUGGUUCAUCACACGAACUUCCCCCUCUGAGUAAGCUGUGUUCAGCAUUUUUAGAAUCAUUAUUGGAGAGGAGGACCGUUACUUCCGAGUAAUUUUCGGAGUCAGGUAUCUUAUUAACUGAAAGAUGUCACAAUUGUUGCUUCUUGAGUUCCUGGAUUUGAAUCAGAUCGAUACAAUCCGAAGAUAGAAUUGGUUGGCAUCAAAACAGAAGCCUUUGAAUUCCCGAAUUACAUUCUGAGUUUACAACAUGAAUUAGCUAGCUGUCUUCAUGGUGCAACAAUCAGAAGGUAGCAUCUUCUGUGGCGUACGUUGAAAGAUCUUCUAAAGAAAAGAUUGGACUUGCUUCCAAAAGAGAGUAAGAAUCAUCGGAAAUUUUUGUUAGGUAGUUUUUGAGUGAAUUUUGAUUUAGAAAGAGAUAAUUUGAAAAUUUUGUAAAUUAGAGUUGCGUUUUCAAUAUGGUAACACAUCCCUUUGGAUUAUUGGGAAUCCUAUCUUGAAGUCAUAUAUUAUGGAACAUAACUAUAGUGGUAAUGUUAACUAUUUAAUUGAAAUAUUGACGAUGACCGAGUGUUACCAGAUUAUACAGCUAUAUUUUAC